Molecule: messenger RNA, 1767 nt
Organism: Perkinsus marinus ATCC 50983
Lineage: Eukaryota; Perkinsozoa; Perkinsida; Perkinsidae
Product: Sporulation-specific protein, putative
Exons: 1
Coding region: 1-1767 (588 amino acids)
Cellular component (GO): plasma membrane
Molecular function (GO): calcium-activated cation channel activity
Source: RefSeq, a predicted model, not a curated record
AUGCCCAAUACGGUAGCUGAUGUUAGUAUAGCAUUGGAGAUAGAUGAGAUAGAGAAAGCUGUUGGUAAGAGGGCCUCUGUUGUUAGUAAGCUCGAGCAUGCAUAUAAUGUGUUGAAGUAUAAGGGUGUACGUCCUAAGCAUAAGGUGAAGAUAUGUGGUAAAGAAAAGGUGGAUAGUAUUGAUUUCUAUGAGAAUCAACUUGAAGAGUAUAACACUCAAAUAUCGGCUUUUAUCACUAAGGCUGUUGAAUACCAGGAGAAGGCUCAUGAUGAUAGUAUGGACGACGACGACGAUGAUGAUGAUACUAAGAAGAAAAAUAAGUUGGCAUUUGUUACUGCAUUACCGUCUCGUAUCGUACAUGGUGUUCUUGGUAAGGAUGAUAUUAACACUAGAUCGGGAGCAUUCAUUACAUUUAAUAAUCUCAAGUCAUCAAUGGCAGCUCGGCAAAUGGUACAUUACAAGAUACCAUUUAUUAUGAGUACAGUACCGGCGCCUGCUGUUAAAGAUGUUUAUUGGUCAAAUGUUGGUAUAUCACAUUAUCGGCAACAAUUGGGUGUAUUAUUAUCGAUAGUAUUAACGAUAUGUUUAUGUAUAUUCUGGACUAUACCCGUAGCGUUCGUGGCAUCAAUAUCAGAAGUAGAUAAUCUCAAGAGGGAGUUUAGCUUCAUUAACGAUGCCUCUAAUGCUUGGCCCGGUUUGGAUUUACUACUAAAACAAAUAUCUCCAAUACUACUAGCUGUGCUUAAUGCACUACUACCAAUAUUCUUGAUGGUAUUUUCCAAACAAGAAGGCCACAUAUCUAGCGCUACAUUAGAUGCCUCGUUAUUCGCAAAACUCGCCUUAUUCUUCAUUAUUCAAACCUUCUUCGUCAGUGCUAUUGCUGGUAGCCUAUUCACUAGUCUCCAGCAACUUGUUGAUAAUCCUGCUGGGACUAUACGUGAUAUCUUGGCAACCAAUUUACCACAACAAGCUAACUUCUUUAUUGCUUUCGUAUUCGUUGAAGUUGGUCUAGGGUUAGGCCUCGAGCUCAUUAGAUUGGUACCGUACAUAAUAUCAGUUAUAAGAUCAUUAUUCGGUCCUAAUCUAACAGCUAAGGAACGUAGUUCUACAUGGUUGGGGUUACGUCCACUUAGUGUACCAGUUACUUUGGACCAACCGAAGCUGCUAUCUGAUGUUAUGUUAUUUUUCAUGAUAUUAUUUGUUUACUCGAUAUUGUCACCAAUAGUAAGUCUGGUCAUGUUAUUCGCAUUCUUAUCAAUGAAUGUGAUAUAUAAGCACCAAUAUGCUCAUGUGUAUGAUCCUAGUAACGACACGGGUGGCCAAAUGUGGACGCGUGCUAUGCGAUAUAUAUUGUUCUGUCUGAUCAUUGCCGAGUUCACGAUUAUCGCAGUGAUAGGUAUCAAAGAAGGUAAGAUUGUAGCGCCGCUGAUGGCGCCUCUAUUCAUUAUGACCAUAUUGUUCUGGGUCUAUCUCGAACAACAACAUUUCACUGUAGCACAGUAUUUACCUUCUUAUACUGCUGCUAAUAUCGACAAUAUAUACAAUGAAUAUAAUGAUGAUAGAAUAACAACAUCAUCAUGGAAAGGUGCCUAUAUGCAAGAGGCAUUGAAGGUGCCCUUGCUACAACCCAAUACUGAUCAGAGUGAUGAUGAUGAAGAGGAAGAAGAUGAUUAUGAUGAUAGACCUGUUGCAGGUCUGGAUGAAGUCAUUGUUGAUACCCGAAAGGAGUCGAAGCUAUCUACGCCGAGGACUGAAGAUAUUCCAUGA